GUCGGGGAUUCCUAGCUGACGUCAUUACUCCACUUCCACGAUAGAGAUCCAAAAUGGCGACGUUGACCAUGAAAGUUGCUCGCUGUCCCACGGAUGAGCUGUCACUCACCAACUGUGCCGUAGUCAAUGAUAAGGACUUGGAUGUUACUAAAAUAAAACAUAUCAAGGUUCACCCUACACCUAACCACACAUAUAUAUUUACCAUCAAGAGCCACAAUGCCAUUGUACCGGGAACUGUGGGCUUUAGUCUGCCUCAGAGAAAGUGGGCCAUGUUGUCCCUCAACCAGGAGAUUGGAGUCAUGCCAUACAAGUUUGACCCAAACACUCAGUAUAUCAGUAGCAUAACUUUAGAAGUUGACUUCUUACAAAAGAAAAAUACCACAACAGAAGCCUACAACACAGAGACGAUGGCGAUGGAGUUUCUGAUGCAGUUUCCACAGCAAGCCUUCACACAGGGUCAGCAGCUCGUCUUUGAAUUUCAGGGAAAGAAAUUACUUGGACUGACAAUCAAAGAACUUGAAGUGAUGGACAUGGGAUCUGGAAAACCAAAACAAGCACGUCUUGGUAUUACUAUGCCAAACACAAAUGUGUUUUUUGAAAAGGCAGAAAAUUCUGUUGUCAACUUGACUGGAAAAGCAAAAUCAAAACAGUCCUUCCAGUCUAUCAUAAACCCAGACUGGGACUUCACCAAGAUGGGUAUAGGAGGCCUGGACAAUGAAUUCUCAGCUAUCUUUAGGAGAGCAUUUGCUUCCAGGGUUUUUCCACCCGAGGUAGUAGAACAACUAGGUAUGAAGCAUGUACGAGGUAUUUUGUUGUUUGGACCCCCUGGUACAGGAAAGACCCUUAUGGCCAGACAAAUAGGUAAAAUGUUGAAUGCUAGGGAGCCUAAGAUCAUUAAUGGCCCUCAAAUUUUGGACAAAUAUGUGGGUGAAUCAGAGGCCAAUGUAAGGAAAUUGUUCUUGGAAGCAGAGGAGGAGGAAAAGAGGUGUGGAAUCAACAGUGGAUUACACAUCAUCAUUUUUGAUGAGAUAGACGCCAUAUGCAAGUCCAGAGGUUCCGUGGCGGGCAACACUGGUGUCCAUGAUACUGUGGUCAACCAGCUACUGGCCAAAAUAGACGGUGUUGAGCAACUGAACAAUAUUCUUGUCAUUGGUAUGACUAACAGAAAAGACAUGAUAGAUGAAGCUUUGACAAGACCUGGAAGAUUGGAGGUGCAGAUGGAAAUAGGUUUACCUGAUGAAAAUGGCCGUGUUCAGAUUCUGAAUAUCCACACAGCUACAAUGCGUGAGAAUGGAAAACUAGCUGAUGAUGUCGAUAAUUUAAAGCUGGCCGAACUAACAAAGAAUUUCAGUGGGGCUGAAAUUGAGGGAUUGGUACGAGCUGCCACAUCAACAGCAAUGAACAGGCUCAUAAAGGCUUCAAACAAGGUAGAGAUAGAUCCUGAUGCUCCUGACAGGCUGAAAGUCACCUGGGCAGACUUUAUGAAUGCUCUGGAGAAUGAUGUUAAGCCAGCCUUUGGUACCAGUGCCACAGAGGUCAGUGCUUAUGUGGCCAAUGGUAUAAUACCCUGGGGAGCCCCGGUGGCACGCAUUUUAGAAGAUGGAGAACUGUUGGCCAAACAGGUGAAGGAAAGUGAAAGAACCCCAUUGGUUGCAGUGCUUUUGGAGGGUCCCCCUGGCAGUGGGAAGACUGCUUUGGCAGCACAAAUUGCCAAGAAUUCAGAUUUUCCAUUCCUCAAGAUUUGUUCCCCAGAAAACAUGAUAGGAUUCCAUGAGUCGGCCAAAUGUCAGCAAAUCAAAAAGAUAUUUGAUGAUGCCUACAAGUCUCAGCUCAGUUGUGUUAUUGUUGAUGAUAUUGAGAGAUUGCUAGAUUAUGCUCCUAUUGGCCCCCGUUUCUCCAACUUGGUUCUGCAAGCCCUGCUGGUGUUGUUAAAGAAAGUGCCACCACAUGGCAGAAAACUGCUUGUGAUAGCAACCAGCAGCAGGAGAGAUGUGCUGCAGGAUCUGGAGAUGACCAAUGUCUUCAAUGCCAGGAUCCAUGCGUAUAAUCUGUCCACUGGGGAACAGCUGCUGGCAGCUCUGGACGGCAUGGACGCCUUCACCAAGAAGGAGAUGGAGGAUAUUACCAAAGCAGUGGACGGCAAAAGGCUGUGCAUUGCUAUCAAGAAGUUACAGGUUCUGGUGGAAAUGGCAAGACAAACGGAGGAGGGUGAAAGAGUCCCAAAGCUGAUCACUCUAUUACAAGAGGAAGGUGGAUUAGAGGAUUGAUGUAUUAACCAACUGAACAAACUGUGAAGAACUCAAGCUUCCAUUUUUCAGUGUAAGGAAACAGUUCCUCUGAUCUCUUGAAAAGUUCAUGUAAUUUUUACUGUCAAGAUGGAGGAGGAAAUAGAUUAUUCAGUGGUACACAGUAGAUUUAAAGUAUUGUGUGUUGUGCCAAGUAAGUUACCCCUUAAGAAAGGAAAAAUCAUUCCAAAAAUUUCUGUAUCUCCAAAUGUGAUGGCAAGUUUUGGAUGUUUGUUGAUUGCUUACACUGUACCAUUUGAUUUCUUUAUGGCAGUUUUAAAGACCUUUCAACAACUGAUGCACAUUGUGCACAUUUUAGAAAUUGGAAACAUUGUUAUUUAUAAAGAUAAAUGUGAAAACAUUAUAAAUUUAUCAAUUAAAAAUGUAUAAGAAUAAAUAAAUGCAAGUGUACCAAGUGACAAUUAAAAAAAAAAUGUUUAGUAGUGAUGAUCUGCAUUGUGCAAUAUGUAAAUGUUCUCAUUAAGUAUAAGUUCUGGUCAAGAGCUGUUUUACGUAGGGCUCAUUCCCAAUGGAACUUUCAUUCUACGUAGAUUCAUCUAACUCCGUGGGUACUCUCACUAAGUGCAAUCAGAUUAACACACCUCCUGGCGUUGAGCAGAAUACAGAAAAGCUGGUACGAGUAUGUUGGAAAUGGGGAGGUGUGUUAAUGUCUUAAUCUGCUUCAUUCAGGGAGAGUCCCCAUGGAGUUGGAUUGAUCUAUCUAGACUGAUAGACUGGGUUCCCACAGAUUUAGAUCGAUCCAUCUGGAUCGACCUAACUCCCUGGGGCUUCACGCUAAAUUGCUGUCAGCUUCCGGGAGCCGAGCGUGCACAAAAGUUAAUUACCCCCCCCCCCCCCCUUACAGCUUUUAGUAGGCGGGACAGACAUUUAAGCUGGUUAAGCUGACAGCAAGCUAGUGAGACUCCCCAGGGGGAUAGAUCGAUCUAAAUAUCUGUGGAAAUGGUCUCAUAGUUUCAUGGGGAUUGGGUCCAUACACUCUGCUUAGACGUAAAUGUUUAUUCUCAACUUGAAUCUUAAUUAUUGGUUAGAAAUCACUCUUAGACUUCAAACGGUCUAUUAUAGAAGUGUCCAUUGAAGACUGUACAAAAUAUACAUACUGAUAGGAUAUGGCUGUACAAAGUCAGUUUGUAGAAAGUAUACUUCAGACUGGUUGCUAGGCCCAAAGAGGGGAAAAUAAACAUGGUAUUUAUGAUCAAAUAAAAAAAUGUGAAUGGA
Molecule: messenger RNA, 3521 nt
Organism: Lingula anatina
Lineage: Eukaryota; Metazoa; Brachiopoda; Lingulata; Lingulida; Lingulidae
Product: vesicle-fusing ATPase
Biological process (GO): SNARE complex disassembly; Golgi to plasma membrane protein transport; intra-Golgi vesicle-mediated transport
Cellular component (GO): Golgi stack
Molecular function (GO): ATP binding; ATP hydrolysis activity
Source: RefSeq, a predicted model, not a curated record